Telopea speciosissima is the source of this 2601-nucleotide messenger RNA. Its product is annotated as protein CLMP1-like. Gene Ontology annotation, molecular function: protein binding. The transcript has a single exon. The record is from RefSeq and is a predicted model, not a curated record. The coding region runs from base 43 to 2394 and encodes 783 amino acids. Lineage: Eukaryota; Viridiplantae; Streptophyta; Magnoliopsida; Proteales; Proteaceae.
UGUUUAGAUUAAUAUUUUCUAUUUAGGAACGGAGAGAGUCAGAUGGGGAAAUCGGGAGGGAGGAAAAAGAAGGCUAAUGGUGGUGGUGGUGGUAGUAGUGGAAACGCAGUCACGAGUGAUCUCCCAGUCUCGGCGGCAAAUGGAGUGGUUGAUUUGGAUACUUCAAUCUUCUUGAAACGAGCCCACGAGCUCAAGGAAGAAGGGAACAAGCUAUUCCAGGCCAAAGACUAUGCGGGUGCCCUUGAACAGUACGACCGUGCUAUUCGCCUCACUCCCAAGUCUCACCCGGACCGCGCCGUCUUCCACAGCAACCGUGCGGCUUGCCUGAUGCAGAUGAAGCCCAUAGAUUACGAAACCGUCAUCGCCGAGUGUUCAUUGGCUCUGCAGGUCCAGCCCGGUUUCGGCCGAGCCCUCCUCCGUCGUGCCAGGGCUUUUGAGGCUCGUGGUAAGUACGAAAUGGCGAUGCAGGACGUGCAGUCCCUCUUGUCUGCUGAUCCCAAUCACCGAGACGCUUUGGAGAUUGCCAGUCGCUUGCGGGUUGCGCUCGGGCCUCGCCAGGAAGCCCAGCAUGAUCUCCAGAGCCGCCCUUCCCCUGCUGCCCUCGGCGCUUCCGCUGUUCGCGGUGCCCCAGUUGCCGCCCUCGGCGCUUGUUUACCGGGACGGCCGGCUCCCAAAAAGGCCACAGCAGCAGCGGCGACGAUGUCACCUGGUAACAAGGCUGAAAAGACCCAACCCCUUCUCGUCGCCAAAGAUGGUCCGGAGCUGAAAACCCAGCAGCCGAAACCUGUUUCCAAACCUUCAAAAGCUUCUUUGGGAUCCGCUCCUUAUCCGAUUAAGGACAAUUCAAAGGUUCAGUCUUCUUCUUCUUCACCAUCCUCGUUGCCUGUUAAUGGGAAGGCCUCAGUAUCAUCUGACACCCGAUGGAGGCCAUUGAAACUCGUUUAUGAUCAUGAUAUCAGGCUUGCCCAGGUGCCCGCCAAAUGCAAUUUCAGAAUGCUUAGGGAGAUUGUGAGUAAACGGUUUCCAUCCUCUAAAUCAGUUCUGAUCAAGUACACGGACGCUGAUGGUGAUUUGGUGACUAUCACCUGUUCUGGUGAACUCAGAUUGGCAGAGUCUUCUGUGGACGCCCUCCCUCUGAAGGAAACUGAAACAGAGAAAACCAAUGGGUUGGGGAUGUUGAGGUUGCAUAUUGUCGAGGUUAAUCCUGAGCAGGAACCACCUCUGGUGGAAGAAGAGGAAGAGAAGCCUGUGGAGGACGAAAUGGCCAAGGAAGAUGAAGGUGGGUGCCAUUAUUCAACUGGUGAUUCUGUGGAUGAAGUCGUGGACACUGAGAUCUCAGAUACUGAGCAAGAAGUUCAGAAGGAGAAGCUGGGAGCUGCUGAUGAUGCCGAUUACAAAGAGAUUGAGAUUGAUGAUUGGUUAUUUGAGUUUGCUCAGUUGUUCCGGACCCACGUGGGUAUUGACCCUGAUGUUCAUAUUGACUUGCAUGAGUUUGGGAUGGAGCUCUGUUCAGAGGCUCUUGAGGAGAUAGUGACGAGCGAGGAGGCUCAGAGCCUCUUUGACAUGGCUGCUUCUAAGUUCCAAGAAGUGGCUGCUCUGGCUUUUUUCAACUGGGGUAAUGUUCACAUGUGUGCAGCAAGAAAGCGGAUACCAUUGGAUGAUUCUGCAUCAAUGGAGUUGAAGUCUGCCCAGCUUCAAGCAGCUUAUGACUGGGUCCGUGAAAAAUAUACUUUAGCGGGACAGAAAUAUGAAGAGGCUCUCCGAAUCAAACCGGACUUCUAUGAGGGGUUGCUUGCAUUGGGACAACAACAUUUUGAGACUGCAAAGCUUCAUUGGUCCUUCACCGUUGCAAAUAAGAUUGAUCUCUCGGGUUGGGAUUCUACGGAAACAAUCAAACUCUUUGAUAGUGCUGAAGAGAAGAUGAAGACUGCAACUGAAAUGUGGGAGAAGCUAGAGGAACAGAGGGUUAAUGAGCUCAAAGACCCAAGUGCCAAUAAGAGGGAUGAGUUCAUGAAAAGAAGAAAGAAGCAAGGAUCAGGUGUUGAUGGGGGUUCCUCUGAGAAUGGGGGUCCUGGGGUAUCUGCAGAUGAAGCGGCAGAACAAGCAGUUGUCAUGAGAUCUCAGAUACAUCUCUUUUGGGGCAACAUGCUUUUUGAACGGUCUCAGGUUGAGUUUAAACUUUGUUCUGAUGGCUGGAAGAAGAAUCUGGAUACAGCUAUUGAAAGGUUUAAGCUUGCCGGGGCUUCUGAAUCUGACAUUGCAGUGGUGCUAAAGAAUCAUUCAUCCAAUGCUGAUGUGGUUGAAGGUGAGGUGUCAAACCUGAGUUCUAAUGCCAGUACUCAAUUGGAAUGUAAGGAUGUGGUCAAGGAAAUCAAGCAUGUUGCAGAAAGGUGACUUGGAAUGAGCUGUUUAGCCUGCCUGAUGGUUUCAAUGGAUUGCCUACACGUUUGUUACUUGACUUACCAUAUAUGCAUGACUUUGAAAUGGAUAAAGAAAGGGAUCAUCCCCAUAUGGCAGGAUUCAGCUAAUUGCAUUGAUGGGGUUCUGAAGUUGAUUUUUUGUCAAGAGGUAGAUAAUUUGGGUAUCAAGGAACUCAAAGGU